CAUCAAUCAUGAGCAGUGGGUUUUGACCCCGUUGGGAAGUAAUGUCAGCAAAAAAGAAGUGUUACACAUAUGCUGCAACAUUAGGGUUUUCCCUGAGAAAAUUCGAUUCUUUCAAGCAAUUCAUGAUUUGGUCAGUUGCUUUCGAGAAGUAGACUAAUGCGCAUUCACGUUCGUAGCGGUCGCGAAAAUGGCAGUAAAACAAUGUAAUAUUCGUGGAGACACAUGGCGUUGCUGCUUAUUGGCAAUGUUACUACUUGGUGAAGCUAUCCAGCAAAACGAGGCAUCUCUUGCGUUUCCCAAUAUUCGAGAAGGAAUGAAAUUGAAAUUUGGCUCAAAAAUACAGGAACCUAGUACAAGUGAUAGCAAUUCGAGUGAUACAAGUGUUGCUCUCGUUGUUCCUUUGGAAGAACCUGUCAUGUCCGAAGAUGACGCAGAGAAAAUCCUUGAUGAUAUCAGAUUCUACACUACUAACGAUAACACUGAUGAUAACGGACUCCGCUUUUUCGCUGGUGCAAAUACCAGAAUAUUGCGCUAUCAACAGCAAUUUGGGCUGAAAGAAACAGGCGAGCUAGAUCGAGAAACUAAAAUAUCGCUCCAAAGUCCGACAUGUGGCGUGAGUAACGUCGCUGCGUUCGGCGAGGACAAGAAGUGGAGCUCGCGUUAUCUCACAUACUACGUUAGGAAUACUCCAUGGGGAAUCCCCUCGAGGACUGUUAAAAAUCUUAUACGUAACGCUUUCGACCAGUGGAGUAAGGUGACGAACCUUGAAUUCGCUGAGUCUAACGACCCAAAGUCUGAUAUGGAGAUUUCAUUUGGUGGUCGAAGGCAUACUAAUAGAGAAAGCAAAUGUCAAGAUGAUCUAGGGAAUAAUACGUUGGCACACGCGUUUUACCCGCCGAUCGGAGGAAUCCACUUCAACACCAAAUUCUUCUCCGGAACCAUGAACAAAGAUUUGUUUCUCACGACUGCAAUACAUGAAAUCGGUCAUUCAAUCGGGCUAGAACAUUCUUUUUCAAAAGCUUCAGUUAUGUAUCCCAAUUUUGUAACACACUUUUCCGAAGUACCGAAGCAGGACGUUGAGAAUAUUCAAAUGAAGUACGGUAAACGCCAGAAUCAGACAACAACCAGAAUACCAACUUUUUGUGAUCUGACAAAAUACGAUGCUAUGCUGUAUUAUCAAAACACGUUAGCCAUAAUCGCAGGAAAGUACUGCUACACAAAGUUCAACGGUAGAGAUAAGCCGACUUUACUCAGCGAGAUGUGGCCAGGAGCUCCUGAAACACUGGACGCCGCAGAAAGCAUUGGUCUUCAUACCUUUUUAUUCAAAGGUGAACAAGUGUGGGUUUUCAAGGAUGCCCGGUUACAAGUAGGUUAUCCUCGCAAAAUCCAUGAAGCAUUUCCAGGACUGCCCAAGAAUUUGGAUGGUAUUUUCUACGAUAAACAAACACAUAUGUAUGCCUUCAAAAUGGAUCAUUACUGGAGGUACAAUACGGAAAAGAAAAAUGUCGAUCACACAGACGGCAUAGAAGAGUAUGGUUUGCCCGGAAGGAUCGAUGCAGCAAUUUUAGAGAAUGUUCAGAAAAGAAUAUUUUUCUUCAAGGACAGCGUAAGAUAUAUAUACGAUUUAAAGACUCGCAAUACAACACGACAUGACGAUCCGAUGUUUUGCUAG
This is a messenger RNA of Aedes albopictus (Asian tiger mosquito), 1672 nucleotides long. RefSeq names its product interstitial collagenase. Gene Ontology annotation, biological process: proteolysis; extracellular matrix organization; collagen catabolic process. Gene Ontology annotation, cellular component: extracellular matrix. The record is from RefSeq and is a predicted model, not a curated record. Lineage: Eukaryota; Metazoa; Arthropoda; Insecta; Diptera; Culicidae. Bases 188 to 1672 code for a protein of 494 amino acids. Gene Ontology annotation, molecular function: metalloendopeptidase activity; zinc ion binding. The transcript has 4 exons.